CAGCACCCCCACCUCCUCCACUCUCCUCCUCCUUCUCAUCUCAGCUGUGCUGUGCCUCCACAAUGAUGCUUAUCACCUUCAACUAUCACUGCUGCAGUCCAUGUGCAAUGUCCUCCUCCAGGAUAAGAGAAAGGGACCGAGAUGGCUUCAAAGAGGAAUGAAGGAACCAUCAUCAACCUUGAGAAAGCAUCGCUCAACAGUGGAGCCCACGAUAAUGAUGAAAUGGCUGACCCAAUCAAGCCAAGAUCACAACCUCAGGGGAAACUAGUAAUAAGCAGAAAGCUGCGCAGAGGACUAAAAAAACAGGACAAUGCAGCGCUGGACACCUGUGGAUGAAGUACAUCUGGAGGGAUCUCUCCAAAAUUCACCGCCGUGACGUUGCUUAUUCCAUAUUAGAGAAGGUCCAAAGCCUGGGCGUGGGAUCUUACAACGUGAGAGAGAGCUUCACCUCUAGAUGCUCGACACAAAGAAGAUCUGUUUGUUCAAAUUAUGAAUGCAGACAAUCAUCUUGAAAUAAAAUCUUCAGAAGAAGAUGAAAUGGAUGUUGGCAGUGCAGAUGUCCGGACACAGGAGGAAGAAGAGGAGAAAGGGGGAAAGACUCCAUUCACUGAGAAUCGACUUCAUCUGACUGAAGGUAUGAUAAAGACAGAGACAGAGGACAUAGAAGAUAAUGAGCUGUAUUACAAGGUUGAGAAAGAGCGAGAGGUUCUGCUGAAGGAAGAGGAGACAGAGGGGGCCAGUGAGGAUGGUAUGGAGGAAAGGUUCGAAGAGGAGAGGACAGAGGAGGAUGAUGAGGAGCAAAAGAAAGGCGAUGAAGAGGAGGACACACUGAACGAGCCACAAGACCUGUCGCUCUCGUACUACUCUAAGUACGAGAGCGCAAUACUGCAGGACGCCCACGCAGCAGCAGCAGAGUCUGCAGAGGGGCCUCACACACCCGGAGCUACAGGUCCUCGUGUUCAGGCCACAGGCAAACUAAACUGUGACAUCUGUGGCCUGUCCUGCGUCAGCAUCAACGUCCUGCUUGUGCACAAACGCAGCCACACGGGUGAGAGGCCGUUCCAUUGCUCUCAGUGCGGAGCCUCCUUCACUCAGAAGGGAAACCUGCUCCGCCACAUCAAAUUACACUCAGGAGAGAAACCUUUCAAAUGUCCCAUGUGCAGCUACGCCUGCCGCCGCCGUGAUGCUCUGAGCGGACACCUGCGCACCCACUCUGUUGAGAAGCCCUUCAAGUGCACGCACUGCAGUCGCAGUUACAAGCAGCGAAGCUCGCUGGAGGAACACAGAGAGAGAUGCCAUGUAUACAUUCAGAGCAGAGGUCCUGCAGACAGAGAGGAGAGUCACGGAACUCGGUCUCAUAUGGGCAGCGAACGUGCGAUGUUGCUCGACAGGCUUGCCAGCAAUGUUGCCAAACGGAAAAGUUCAAUGCCACAGAAGUUCACAGGUGACAACGGCGUCUGCCUGGAUCUAAGCUUUAACAGGGAGCUCAUCCACCAGGCUGAAAUCAAGGAACGGCCACCAGGCUCUCCAGGGCCUGAUGCCCACCUUCAGCAGCAACCUGUGCUUUCUAUCAAAGAUGAAGAUGGAGCCGCCCCCCACAGGGCCUUCUCCAUGCAGCUGAGUCACAGUGAGAUCAAGCCCAUCGGCAUCACCAAUGGCCACAAGAUGGGCAUGCCACUUGUGGGCCUCCAGCACUCUGCUCAGCCCCCCCUCUGCAUGGACUCUUUCCACAACGACAGCCCCCAGAUAUCCCAACCAUUUUUGUACAAUUUAGGGCACCUGCUGGGGGCACUAAACCACCAAAACGGUGUCUCACCUCACCCACCCACCCAGACCAUCCCCAUGGCACCGCUAGAGGGUAUGCGAAUGGCGCAGGCUGAUGGGGAGGCGGGACUAGUACCCGGGGCAGUUUAUCCCUGCAGCCACUGCAGGGUGAUUUUCCUGGACUACGUCAUGUUCACCAUCCAUAUGGGCUGCCACGGGUUCCGUGACCCUCUUGAGUGUAACGUGUGUGGCCACCGCAGCCAUGAUCGUUAUGAGUUCUCCUCGCACAUUGUUCGGGGCGAGCACAGGCUCGAGUUAAAGUAGCUUUCGUCCAUUUUUAUGUUCCUCAUAUGCAGUACCAGGAACCAUUUUCCAGGGUAUAACUGGCUCCUGCUCAUGUCUUUGUACUUAGCUUAAUGGCCUCUGAUAGUUAUGUAGUUAUUACUCAGGUGUCAGGAAGGUUUCAGACUGAGGUCUGUCAACAGCCUUCCUGUUACUUUGCACCAAAAGUGCCUAAACUUUCCUGUGAGCCCACUGGUAAACGUCUUCCAGAAUUUAAAACAUCCUCAUGAAGCUCCACUGACUCAGUUCUUUUAUUUGAAUAAUGACUGCCUGUUUCUAUUGGUGUGCACUAAUACUCACAUCAUUGUUGAUUGUAUUCACAGUUUAGCAAAUUCACGUUGUGAACUCUUACAAAAACCUUGGAGUGGAGCUGGAGACUGGUGUGUUUCUCAUACUGAACAUUUGCUACUGACAUGGUGAUGCUAAGGUAAUUUUUCUGAAGCAGUAAUUAUAGCUUACUGUGUUAUUGAUAAAGUUGUGUGUUAGCCAAUAAAAUUAUUGACAUCACUUC
Cynoglossus semilaevis (tongue sole) is the source of this 2617-nucleotide messenger RNA. Its product is annotated as zinc finger protein Aiolos-like. Lineage: Eukaryota; Metazoa; Chordata; Actinopteri; Pleuronectiformes; Cynoglossidae. The transcript is spliced from 12 exons. The record is from RefSeq and is a predicted model, not a curated record. Gene Ontology annotation, molecular function: DNA-binding transcription factor activity; RNA polymerase II cis-regulatory region sequence-specific DNA binding. The coding region runs from base 490 to 2088 and encodes 532 amino acids. Gene Ontology annotation, biological process: regulation of transcription by RNA polymerase II.